AUGAUAGACAGCCUUUGGACCAAGAAUUAGAGUUUAAAUUGUAUUUUAACUUAAUAGUUAAAUCAGUUCCUGUUAUUUAAGACUUUAGUAAAAGAGGCUUAAGUAAAUCUUACCAAAAAUGGCUUCUACAUAUCAUUGUUCAAUCAUCGUAAUUCAAAAUUAAAUUUUGUAUUUACACAUCAUUUCAAUAGGUCACAAAUCCUUUCAUAUCACAAGAGCCUAAUUUCAAAACACCAACCUAUAAUACAAUUAAAAUAUUAGGGGGAACAUUUGUUAACUUCUUAGUCACUUUAUUUUAAAAUCCAUAAUGUCUAAUAAACAAGUUUUUAGGUUGUGAGCCUC
Molecule: messenger RNA, 342 nt
Organism: Paramecium pentaurelia
Lineage: Eukaryota; Ciliophora; Oligohymenophorea; Peniculida; Parameciidae
Source: the annotation of a GenBank genome assembly